Colletotrichum truncatum is the source of this 345-nucleotide messenger RNA. Its product is annotated as complex 1 protein. Gene Ontology annotation, biological process: iron-sulfur cluster assembly. The record is from RefSeq and is a predicted model, not a curated record. NCBI's taxonomy places the organism in Eukaryota, Fungi, Ascomycota, Sordariomycetes, Glomerellales, Glomerellaceae. Gene Ontology annotation, cellular component: L-cysteine desulfurase complex; mitochondrion.
AUGGCGACGGCGAUACAAGCUCUCAAAGGCGAUGCGCCGCAGCAGGUUCGGUCUUUGUACCGACAGAUGCUGAGGCAAGGCGACCAGUUUGCUGCGUACAACUUCCGCGAGUACGCAAAGCGGAGGACGAGGGAUGCGUUCAGGGAGAACAAGAAUGUCGACGACCCCCGGCGGGUGCAGGAGCUGAUUCAGAAGGGAAUCAACGAGCUCCAGGUCAUGAAGAGGCAAACGGUUGUCAGUCAGUUCUUCCAGUUCGAUCGGUUAGUGGUCGAGGGCGGUGCCUCGGGCAAGCAAAAGGGCAGCAAGGGAGAUAUCGUCAGGCAAAAGGACCAAGGUUGGGAUUAA